AAUUGUUAAAAAAUAUAUAUAUAUAAUGAGACAAAGUAGGAGCCACGUCGGAGUUCGUGGAUGGUCAGAAAGCGACAAUCUCUCUCGCUCUCUCUAAACAGAAACAACUCUAGAAACAGAGUUAAAGUCAGAAGAUCAGAUUCUCCGGCAACUUGUGCACCGUUGACCGGCCAAAACUUCCGGCGAAGUUUCUCAGAUCACACUGUACAAUGAAUCUCUGGAGAUCCUUUGCCCCCUGUCUGAUCAUUUUCUCGACAAUUCUACUUGCAUUCUCUAUGAUCUUCCACGGCCAGCCUUGUGAUCUUCAUCGGUUUAUUGGUACCACCACCGCUAGAAUCCACACCGGCCGAGUUUCCCCUAACGCAACCGCAUCCGGUUCAAAAGAUUCCGAUACAUUGCUUGGAGGGCUUCUUGCUGCAGGUUUCGAUCAAGGUUCUUGCCACAGUAGGUACCAGUCUAUGCUGUAUCGGAAACCUUCGCCUUACAAGCCUUCUCAGUAUCUCGUCUCUAAACUUAGAAACUACGAAAUGCUUCACAAGAAAUGCGGCCCGGCUACUGAAGCUUACAGAAGAACUCUUGAGCAACUUAAUCAAGAACAUGUUAAUGUCAGUGGCUAUGGCGAAUGCAAAUAUGCUGUGUGGGUACCGCUUGCUGGGCUCGGAAACAGGAUACUCUCUCUAGCUUCUGUCUUUCUCUACGCUCUCUUGACAGAUAGAGUCUUGCUCGUUGAACGAGGCCCCGAUUUGGAUGACCUGUUCUGUGAACCGUUUCCAGGAACAUCGUGGUUACUGCCUUUAGAUUUUCCGAUGAGGGGUGAAUUUCACAUGCUUAACCAGCAAUCCUCAAAUAGUUAUGGCAACAUGCCGAAGAAUCAAACCAGUAAUUCCUCAACCGAAGGAGUUCCAUCCCAAAUGUACCUUCAUCUUGUUCAUGAUUAUGGGGAUCGUGAUAAGAUGUUCUUCUGUGAAGGAGACGAAGCUCUCAUACAGAGAAUCCCUUGGUUGGUAAUCAAGUCAGACCAAUACUUCAUCCCGUCACUCUGGAUGAUCCCCGGUUUCCAGCAUGAACUAACCAAGCUAUUCCCGCAGAAAGACACCGUCUUCCACCACUUGGGUCGGUAUCUUUUCCACCCGACAGACCAAGUGUGGGGCUUAGUCACGAGGUUUUACCAAACUCACUUAUCCACGGCGGAGGAGAGAGUCGGGAUUCAAGUCAGAACCUUUGAUGGCAAAGGCCCUUUUCAGUAUGUGAUGGAUCAGAUCGUAGCCUGCAUCCGCAGAGAAGAACUGCUACCUGAAGUGGAUACAGAAGGCUCCAUGGCAAAUAUACCGAAAAGAAAAGCCGUUCUGGUCACAUCUAUGAGUCCAUGGUACGCCAAGAACCUAAAGGGUAUGUUUCAGGAGCAUCAGAGACGGGAAGGGGACGACGUAAUAGGAGUUUACCAGCCGAGCCAUGAAGAAUACCAGCAGACGGGGAAGAAGCUACACGACCAAAAGGCUCUAGCCGAGAUGUACCUACUAAGUCUGAGUGAUAAACUCGUGACGAGUGGCUGGUCCACGUUCGGGUAUGUAGCUCACGGCCUGGCGGGACUAAAGCCAUGGAUACUGUACAAGCCUAAAAACAAGACGACCCCUGACCCGCCAUGUGGUCGUGCCAUGUCCAUGGAGCCUUGUUUCCAUUUCCCUCCAUUCUACGACUGUAAAUCCAAGAGGGGAGCAGACACGGGAAAGAUCAUACCUUAUGUGAGGCAUUGUGAAGAUUGGAGCAUAGGGCUUAGGCUAUUCGAUGGUAUUGGUGAGUCAUAAGCUCCUUCUUUAUCUCCCCCAGAUGAUUUUCCUUCACAAGGGGAGAGAGAUAUAUGUAUAUGAACAUUCAACAUAGAACCCCAGAAUGUAUCUGUUCAUCAUUUCUGGAAAAGAGAGAAAAAAAACUGAAACUUUG
Tarenaya hassleriana is the source of this 1941-nucleotide messenger RNA. RefSeq names its product galactoside 2-alpha-L-fucosyltransferase-like. The record is from RefSeq and is a predicted model, not a curated record. Bases 210 to 1805 code for a protein of 531 amino acids. Gene Ontology annotation, biological process: cell wall biogenesis; xyloglucan biosynthetic process. Gene Ontology annotation, molecular function: galactoside 2-alpha-L-fucosyltransferase activity. The transcript has 2 exons. NCBI's taxonomy places the organism in Eukaryota, Viridiplantae, Streptophyta, Magnoliopsida, Brassicales, Cleomaceae. Gene Ontology annotation, cellular component: membrane; Golgi apparatus.